AUGAGGAAUACGAGGAGGAGAUUACUACAGAGACAGAUAUACAGAUCAGAUGUGAGGGACGAUGACCAGUGUAAGGAGGACAUUCCUACAGAUAAGAGCCCAGAUGACUGUACUGGGAGCUCGGAGGGACAGUUGAUAUCUACAGUUUAUAAUGCAGAUGAUCCGGGUGUCACAUCAGAUACGUAUGAAGAUUGUGCCAUUAUUCCAGAUCUACCAUCCACCCUUCACAGCAAAACUCAGUCAUCUGAUCCUUUAAAACAAAUCCGGUCUUCUGAUUCAUCACAGACUGUUAACCAGAAUGCAGGCCACAAAAGGGGUGAGGGAGCCCAAAGAGCUCAGAAAGGGAAGAAGUCAUAUCCAUGUUCAGAAUGUGGGAAAUGUUUUACUCACAAAUCAAAACUUGAGAGGCAUCAAAUAGUUCACACUGGAGAGAAGCCGUAUUCAUGUUCAGAAUGUGGGAAAUGUUUUACUCAGAAAUCAAAUUUUAUAAACCAUCAGAGAAUUCACACAGGGGAAAAGCUGUAUCUAUGUUCAGAUUGUGGGCAUUGUUUUAUUCACAAAUCAGAAUUUGAGAGGCAUCAGAGAGUUCACACGGGAGAGAAGCCGUAUUCAUGUUCAGAAUGUGGGAAAUGUUUUGCUCAUAAAUUUUCUCUUGUUAACCAUCAAAGAAUUCACACAAGGGAGAAAGCGUAUUCAUGUUCAGACUGUGGGAAAUGUUUUGCUUACAAAUCAGAACUUGAGAGGCAUCAGAAAGUUCACACAGGGGAGAAAGCAUAUUCAUGUUCAGACUGUGGGAAAUGUUUUGCUCAUAAAUUUUCUCUUGUUAACCAUCAAAGAAUUCACACAAGGGAGAAAGCGUAUUCAUGUUCAGACUGUGGGAAAUGUUUUGCUUACAAAUCAGAACUUGAGAGGCAUCAGAAAGUUCACACAGGGGAGAAAGCAUAUUCAUGUUCAGACUGUGGGAAAUGUUUUGCUUACAAAUCGCACCUUGAGAGGCAUCAGAGAGUUCACACGGGAGAGACGACGUAUUCUUGUUCAGAGUGUGGGAAAUGUUUUACUCACAAAGCAGAACUUGAGAGGCAUCAGAGAGUUCACACGGGAUUAAAGCCGUAUUCAUGUUCAGAAUGUGGGAAAUGUUUUACUCAGAAAUCAGAUGUUGAGAAGCAUCAGAGAGUUCACACGGGAGAAAAGCCGUAUUCAUGUACAGAAUGUGGGAAAUGUUUUACUCACAAAUCAGAUGUUAAGAAGCAUCAGAGAGUUCACACUGGAGAGAAGCCAUAUUCAUGUUCAGAAUGUGAGAAAUGUUUUACCCAAAAAUUGUCUCUUCUUUUACAUCAAAGACUUCACACAGGGGAGAAGCUGUAUUCAUGUUCGGAAUGUGGAAAAUGUUUUACUACGAAAUUAUCUCUUGAGAGCCAUCAGAGAAUUCACACAGGGGUGAAGCCAUAUUCAUGUUCGGAAUGUGGGAAAUGUUUUUCUUAUAAAUCAUCUCUUGAGAGCCAUCAGGGAAUUCACAGAGGGGAGCUGUAUUCGUGUUCAGAAUGUGGUAAAUGUUUUACUAAGAAAUCAUCUCUUGAGAGCCAUCAGAGAAUUCACACAGGGGAGCUGUAUUCAUGUUCAGAAUGUGGUAAAUGUUUUACUAAGAAAUCAUCUCUUGAGAGCCAUCAGAGAAUUCACACAGGGGAGCUGUAUUCGUGUUCAGAAUGUGGUAAAUUUUUUAUUCAGAAAUCAUCUCUUGAGACCCAUCAGAGAAUUCACACAGGUGAGAAGCAAUAUAUUUGUUCAGAAUGUGAAGAGUGUUUUUCUAGAAAAUCCGCUCUUCUUUUACAUCAAAGACAUCAUAAAGGGGAGAAGCUGUAUUCAUGUUCGGAAUGUGGGAAAUGGUUUACUCAGAAAUCAUAUCUUAUUAAACAUCAGAGAAUUCACACAGGGGUGAAGGCAUAUUCAUGUUCAGAAUGUGGGAAAUGUUUUACUCAGAAAUCAUAUCUUCAGAAACAUCAGAAAGUUCACACAAAGGAGAAGCCGUAUUCAUGUUCAGAAUGUGGGAAAUGUUUUACUCGGAAAUACAAUCUUGAGAAACAUCAUCAAAUUUGCACAAAGAAGAAGCCGUAUUCAUGUUAAGGAUGUGAUUGAUAUUUCGUUAGAAAAUCAGAUCUUCAACAUCAAAGAUGUCACAUGGGAAAAAAAAUCUGUAGUCGUGUUAAGAAUGUUUAACUCAGAAAUAUAUUGUUGGGCAUUCAAAAAUUCCCACAGGAAAAGCCACUUUCAUGCAGGGAAAUAUUUUACUCGCAAAUUACGUUUUGAGAGAGAUCAAGAAUACACACAGGGGAGAAGCCGUAUUCCUGUCCAGAAUGUGGAAAAUGGUGGGCUCUGAAAUCCAAUCUUCACCAUGAAAGUCAUCAUACAGGGAAGAGGCCAUAAUUAUGUACGGCCUGUGGGAAAUGUUUUACUUGCCAAUCGGAUUGUGUUAAACAUCAGAGAAUGCACGUAGGGGAGAAGCAGUUUUAACCCCUUCAUAACACUUGCCAUACAUGUACGGCAGGUUUUGGGUAUUU
Messenger RNA from Bufo gargarizans (Asiatic toad), 2555 nucleotides. Its product is annotated as zinc finger protein 345-like. The transcript has 4 exons. Lineage: Eukaryota; Metazoa; Chordata; Amphibia; Anura; Bufonidae. Gene Ontology annotation, biological process: regulation of transcription by RNA polymerase II. Gene Ontology annotation, molecular function: DNA-binding transcription activator activity, RNA polymerase II-specific; RNA polymerase II cis-regulatory region sequence-specific DNA binding. The record is from RefSeq and is a predicted model, not a curated record. Gene Ontology annotation, cellular component: nucleus. The coding region runs from base 1 to 2121 and encodes 706 amino acids.